Messenger RNA from Lachancea dasiensis, 1485 nucleotides. The record is from the annotation of a GenBank genome assembly. NCBI's taxonomy places the organism in Eukaryota, Fungi, Ascomycota, Saccharomycetes, Saccharomycetales, Saccharomycetaceae.
AUGGAUGAACGACGCCCUAUAGACCAUGCUUCCGAAGAAAGCCCGAAUUCUAUAGGUCCCGAAUUGACUACAAUUGAAAUUAAGAGAGCCAAAUUCUUUUCCAACAAUUCGAACGACAGUCGUGAAAAUGUUAAAACUUCUGAGGGGGGUGAGACUGUUGAAGAUGAGUUGUUAUGCGACACUAUGCCUCACCUAAAAAAGAAACUCAUAGUAUUUUUAGUAGCGCUGUCGUGCUUUUUAUCACCCUCCAGCAACGUAGCCUUCCUGCCGGCUGUUCCCAUCCUUGCAAAAAGGUUCGACACAACAAGUAAUAUAAUUAAUCUAUCCAACGCCAUUUAUGCCGUGGUAAUGGCUAUUUCCCCAUGUCUCAUGAGUCCAUUUAGUGACGUUUACGGUAGACGAAUCACUUUUCUAAUAUGCUCUAUGGGAUUUACAAUCUGUACAAUACUAGUUGCUGUCUCCGUCAAUCUGGGCAUGUUCUUCUUUUUUAGAUGUGCAACCGCGUUGUUUGGUACCGCGUUUUUUGCAGUUGGUGGAAGCAUUAUUUCAGAUAUUUAUCGGCCACAUGAGAGAGGAAACGCAAUGGGAUGGAUUCUAUCAGGAUCGCAGAUAGGGCCAGCGAUCGCUCCUUGUCUGGGCGGCAUAAUCGUAACAUAUACCUCUUGGAGGGUGAUAUUUUGGGUUUUAGUGGGGUUGGGUUGUUUAAGCUUCUGCAUGUCCUGGCUAUUUCUACCCGAAACCGCGCAGGCCACCAUUGCCCAAAUAAUUAGAGAGGAAAGCCCUAACAAAAGAUUUGUGUGGGUGUCAUACAAUCCACUAACGGUGGUGGGAGCACUGAGGUACCCUAAUCUCGUAUUAGCCGGACUUGUGAGCGGAUCUCUACUCUACAACAUGUAUGCCUUAUUAACACCAAUUCGACACGUUGUUGAUCCUCGCUUCAAUUUAACGACACCAAUUUAUGGUUCAUUAUUCUAUUUACCACCAGGUUUGGGAUACCUCUGCGGCUCUUUCGUGGGAGGAAAGUGGGCCGAUUACCAUGUUAAGAAAUAUCAAAUUAUCAAAGGCGAGAGGAUCCCAGAGGAUAGAUUAAGAUCGAUGCUGGUGACCUUUGGAGUAAUCUUACCGGGUACCAUAUUGGUGUACGGCUGGGCACUGGAAAAAGAAAGAGGGGGAAUAGCUCUUCCUAUCGUUGCAAUGUUCAUAGGCGGGAUAGGACAAACCAUUUGUUUCCCAAGUAUCAACGCUUAUUGCGUAGAUGCUAUGCCAGAGCUCAAAGGGGAUGCGAUAGCAAGCAACUAUUUUACGCGAUAUAUAGCUGGUGCAGUUGGGACUGCAACUUGCCUCAUACAGAUCGACAGUAUUGGAAUUGGAUGGACAUGCACUAUUUCUUGUUUUGUAUUACUGGGAGGCUUCAUAGCUUCAGUGGCCUUAGUAUAUUGGGGAGCUCGUAUGAGGACCAUCAGGGUUUCUGAUAGCAGGAAAUAG